AUGGUGGAAGCAAGCGCCGCAUUGAAGAUUGUCAAAAAGGCGUUGAAGCGUCAAGAUUCCAAGUCUCUCAAGCUCAAAGAACUGGCUAAAACGGUAGCCAAGGAAAUGGGAGAAGAAAAGAUUUCUUCCAAAGUCAUCAAGCAGUGGAUUCAAGACAGUAAAAAGUUUUCUUUGAAUGGCAAGGUCGUCUCUUUAGUGGAUAAGGAUGCUAAGAAACGCAAAGGAAAUGAAUCUCCACAAACGGUCAUUACCAAGAAAGCCAAGUUGAUUGAAGAAGAAGACGAAAGCAGUGACUCCAAAGAGGACUCUACCCCUAAGACUGGCAGUGUCCAAGAAUGGAGGACGGAAAACAAAAUUGUAGUCAAGCAUUCUACCGACGACAAACCGUUGGAGGAUGAAAUUAUCCAAAACCCCCAGUACCAUCCUUUUACGACGUUUGAUGCCUGCAAAUCCGUGACUCCCGCUCUCAUUCAACAAUGCACCAAAGGCAAUGGCUUUACCACACCCUCUCCCAUUCAAGCCCAGUCCUGGCCCAUUUUAUUGGCGCCACGCGACGUUGUGGGCAUUGCCGAAACGGGCAGUGGCAAGACACUGGCAUUUGGAUUGCCCGCUCUCCACAAAAUGAAAUUGGCGGGCAAAUGUCGCAAACCCCGCAUGCUCGUCCUUUCGCCCACGCGCGAAUUGGCCAUGCAAUCCGAUGCCGUUCUGCAAGAAUUUGGUGCCGUCGUGGGAUUGCGCUCCAUUACACUCUACGGGGGUGUCCCCAAACAAGCUCAAGUGGCCGAACUCAAACGAGGCAAUGUCGAUUGUCUCGUGGCGACACCGGGACGAUUGAAGGAUUUGUUGCAAGAAGGAUCCUGUGAUUUGAGUCAAAUUGGAACGUUGGUACUGGAUGAAGCUGAUAGGAUGCUGGAUAUGGGAUUUGAAGAAGAUGUACGAUACAUCAUCUCCCAAUGCCCCGACAAAGAUCAACGACAAACGGCCAUGUUCUCCGCCACUUGGCCGGCCGCCAUUCAGGAUAUUGCCAUUAAUUACAUGAACGAUCCCAUACGAAUCUACGUCGGGUUCGAGGCCAUUGUCGGAAGCAACGGGCAAAACUCGGUCGACGACGCACUCUCGGCCAACAAAAGAGUCGCACAAACCGUCGAAGUCAUUGACGAUCGGGCUCGUGAAGCGCGAUUGCGACAGCUCUUGGAAAAAUACCAAAAGGGAAAACGCAGCAACGAUCGCAUUCUUAUUUUUGCCUUGUACAAAAAGGAAGCCGAGCGACUCGAGUUUUCGCUCCGUCGCAUGGGAUGGAAUGUCUGUUCCAUUCAUGGCAACAAACAGCAGGCGGCCCGCACGGCGGCGUUGGCUGAAUUCAAGAGUGGCAAAUGUCCACUCAUGGUGGCGACUGACGUUGCGGCCCGAGGACUGGAUAUUCCCAAUGUGGAAGUCGUCAUCAAUUUCACAUUUCCCCUCACCAUUGAAGACUACGUUCAUCGCAUUGGAAGGACUGGAAGGGCCGGCAAAACGGGUAUCAGCCACACGUUCUUUCAACCAGGCGACAAAUCUCAUGCGGGGGAACUUCAGCAAGUCAUGAAACAAGCUGGGCAACCCGUGCCAGAUGCCCUCAUGAAGUUUGGCAGUACCAUCAAGAAGAAGGAACACAAACUGUACGGAAACUUUGGACCCAAAGACAAUGGAAAACCAAUGAAGAAGGCUACCAAGAUCACGUUCGACUACAGUGACGACGAAGAGUAG
Seminavis robusta is the source of this 1743-nucleotide messenger RNA. NCBI's taxonomy places the organism in Eukaryota, Bacillariophyta, Bacillariophyceae, Naviculales, Naviculaceae. The record is from the annotation of a GenBank genome assembly.